Messenger RNA from Parasteatoda tepidariorum (common house spider), 572 nucleotides. NCBI's taxonomy places the organism in Eukaryota, Metazoa, Arthropoda, Arachnida, Araneae, Theridiidae. The record is from RefSeq and is a predicted model, not a curated record.
UAAUUUUAUUUUUCCUAUCAAAUUAUUACUAAAAACACCUGAAUGUAAAUCAACUGUGUAAAAUAUAUAGUUUCUUUUAAAUAGGUGGAGGAUUAUUUUCACUUUUUAUCAGGUAAAUGUUGUAAAGUGUAAGAAAUUAUCUCCGUCUUCUCUCAAAAAUUAUCUCUUCUCAGGCGAAAAUGGAUUUCAGUAAAAUUAUCGUCUUGUGGAUUGUGGUUUGCACCAUUACGUACAGUCAUUCUUUUGACAUGCUCAGUACCAUGAGCGACAUUUACAAAAGAACUUGCCAUACUUAUUUUUACCUCUUUUCACAGACGAAAUGCAUAAAAGGCGUCGAGUGCUUCAACAACGGUCCGCCUUGGUAUGAACCACUGCUAAGGCCCUACAGUGCUUUACCUGAAGACUUGGAGGACGUCCAAUAUUAUCUAUUCGGUCCACAAUAUUCGAUGAAUCCUUAUACACUGAAGGAUUCCAGGAACUCUAUUCUAGCCUCUCCGUUCAAUUCAACCUUACCUACCAAAAUUUUAGUCCACGGCUACAAAGCAGACCAGAAACAGCUUCAAGGCGAAUUG